Molecule: messenger RNA, 1408 nt
Organism: Pseudo-nitzschia multistriata
Lineage: Eukaryota; Bacillariophyta; Bacillariophyceae; Bacillariales; Bacillariaceae
Source: the annotation of a GenBank genome assembly
GGCAUUCGAUCGUUUUGUAGGACACUGCACUCGAUCCGAACGAAAUGGAAUGGAAUGGAAUCACCUGCUAGCCUCAGCUGCUAGCCCCAAUACGGUAGAUUGCAAGCCCGGGCGACGCGAGAGAAAAAGCCCUGUAUACGGAUGCAGCCACAAAGGUUGUGAAGGAUUGCAUUCUCGUUCCCGGCCCGAAAGCAAACAACUAUGUACAAUAGUCGAUAGCCACAAUAAUAGGUAUAAUGAGGUUUAAUGCGAUACGUGUGCGGCGGUACUAUUGGUGCAAGGCAGGAACCGCCCGCCGACGCCGUAAUGUAGAAUCUUGCUGCCGUGGGUGUCGGGUGGGUUCGACACGGCAUGCAGGAACGAUUGUGCAAACAGAAACGCAGCCGAGCCAGUCCAUCUCGCGUCCGGAACAAGCCACCGGCUCCUCCUUUUGUCUUUCUCAGUUGAGAUUCGGCGCCAUCAUCAUGAAUCCGAGCAUGCCGCAGAUGGCGAUCGACUCGAGGACUCCUUCCGCGGCAACAAGGUCUUUCCAAACGUUCACCUGCUUCGUUCCGGCGCGGUUCUCGGAGGAGGCUGCGUCCCUGGGAGUGGGCAGGUCCAUGGCGAUGAGCCCGUUGUCCAGGAGAAUCCCGUCCAGCCCCACAUCGGUGUCGAUGCCCUCGUCGAAGCUCCCCUCGUCCGGGAACAGGUACGACUCCGGCAUGUCGUUCUGGAGCCGCUCGAGCUGCAUGGUAAGCUCCGUUUCCAGAAAGCGUUCCUUGAUGAGAUCGGGGGUCGUGGAAUCCCCCAGCGCGACGUUUUGGACCCGGUGGGCGUGGAUUUCUUCGAGAAUCCAAGGCACGAGGCGUUGUGCAAGAGAAAUCGGCAGCAGAAGCAGCAGACGUGAGACGUGCUUUCGUUCCGACACAAUGCGGCGAUCGGUCUUUUCAUCCCGCCCGUAACAUGACUUACCGUCCCUGCAUUGCUUGAUUUCCUCGAACGAAUAUUUCCCAAAGUUGGAGGCACAAUCCUCCGCCAGAUCGAUGUCGACGUCGAGGUCGCGGAAAGGAUUGUUCCCGUCGAAACGACUCGAUGGCGCAGGAGCUUGCCGGUGGAUCAAAAAGCCGAGAGUUGCAUCCGGAGCUACAAAAACCAAGGCCAGGGCCAGGAUUCCUUUGUGGUUGUUCAUCGUGUCGCUAGUAGGCUGCGUCGUGCGUUGCGCAGAUUUCUCUGGUUCUGUUUGUUUUUCUUUCGUUUCUCGUGUGUUCGAUUCUCGAAAAUCUUUUUUUUGUGGGAACGGCAAUGACCAACAGCCCGUUGUGGCUGGCGACCGGUGUCAGCAGGAGAUCUUGGCUUGCUUCUCCCCGGUCGAACCUACCGAAGAAAGGUGCCCGCCGCAUGCGGAAUCGAAUCAAGACGCAGCGAAGAG